Molecule: messenger RNA, 15005 nt
Organism: Phlebotomus papatasi
Lineage: Eukaryota; Metazoa; Arthropoda; Insecta; Diptera; Psychodidae
Product: voltage-dependent calcium channel type A subunit alpha-1-like
Exons: 33
Coding region: 1-5823 (1940 amino acids)
Biological process (GO): chemical synaptic transmission; calcium ion import across plasma membrane
Cellular component (GO): membrane; voltage-gated calcium channel complex
Molecular function (GO): high voltage-gated calcium channel activity; calcium ion binding
Source: RefSeq, a predicted model, not a curated record
AUGUUGGGUGGCGUGGCUGGUCGACAUGUGUCGACCAGGAGGAGAGGAUCAUCACCGAUGGUGAGGCUGGGGGCAAACCUGAGCCUCUCGCUGGAGCACGGUGAUGGACCAAUACCACCCCGGAUUCCCGCACGCCGUCGACGGGCUGUGACAACAAGCGACCACAAAAGUUGCGCUCUUAUCCAGACGAGACUGAAACUUGGUGAUAUCAUGUUGGCAGCGGCUCAGGAAGCGGCGCUAGCGGGACAAGGCUCCACAAGCGGGGGGCACAAGGGGGCCCAUCGCUUAGCUGAUAGAAUGGGCGGCCCAAGUAGUCAGGCGGGUCAGCCCCCGGCCGGGGGCGGACCCACCUCAUUGUUUAUCCUCACCGAGGAUAACCCCAUUAGGAAGUACACACGAUUUAUUAUCGAAUGGCCGCCCUUCGAGUAUGCUGUGUUAUUGACAAUCAUUGCAAACUGUGUAGUGCUGGCUCUGGAGGAGCAUUUGCCUCACGGAGACAAAACCAUAUUGGCUCAGAAAUUGGAAAAAACGGAGGCCUACUUUUUGGGCAUAUUCUGUGUGGAAGCUUCGCUCAAGAUCAUAGCCUUAGGGUUUGUGCUGCACAAACACUCCUACCUCAGGAAUAUAUGGAACAUUAUGGAUUUUUUCGUUGUAGUGACGGGGUUCAUCACAAUGUUCCCACAAAAGGGGCCCGAAGUAGAUCUCAGAACAUUAAGGGCCAUACGUGUUCUACGGCCCUUAAAAUUAGUGUCUGGAAUUCCUAGUUUACAAGUAGUUUUAAAAUCUAUAAUAAAAGCAAUGGCGCCGUUGCUUCAGAUUGGACUCUUGGUGUUGUUUGCAAUUGUCAUAUUUGCAAUCAUCGGAUUGGAGUUCUAUUCUGGUACUCUGCACAAAAGUUGUUAUAGUUUAGAGGAUAUAAAGAUAAUAAUUAAAGAAGGUGAGAUGGCUACACCUUGUAAUUCAGACAACGCAACGGUGGCCCCGGCGGGUGCCUACGUAUGCAACUUCAAUCAGAGCACCUGUAUAGAACAGUGGGAAGGACCGAACUUCGGCAUUACCAGCUUCGAUAAUAUUGGUUUUGCCAUGCUGACAGUAUUUCAGUGCAUAACUAUGGAAGGCUGGACCGCAAUACUGUAUUGGACCAACGAUGCAUUAGGUUCAACGUUCAAUUGGAUCUAUUUCGUGCCUCUUAUAGUAUUGGGAUCAUUCUUUAUGCUCAACUUGGUUCUUGGUGUUCUCAGUGGUGAAUUUGCGAAAGAACGAGAAAAAGUUGAGAAUCGUCAAGAAUUCCUAAAGCUUCGACGCCAGCAACAGCUAGAAAGAGAACUCAAUGGUUACGUUGAGUGGAUCUGUAAAGCUGAAGAAGUAAUCUUAGCUGAGGAAAGGACAACCGAGGAGGAGAAAAUGCACAUAAUGGAAGCUCGGAGGCGCGCUGCAGCGAAACGGAAAAAACUCAAAAACUUGGGAAAAUCCAAAUCAACAGAUACUGAAGAAGAGGAAGCUGACGAAGACUGCGCUGAUGACGGAUAUUUAAAAUCAAAAGUGAAAUCACAAGGUCGCUGUAAAGGAUUCUGGAGAGCUGAGAAGAGAUUUCGGUUCUGGAUACGACACACAGUGAAGACACAAUGGUUCUAUUGGUUCGUUAUUGUUCUUGUAUUCCUCAACACGGUUUGUGUUGCUGUAGAACACUAUGGACAGCCAAAGUGGUUAACAUCAUUUCUCUAUUACGCUGAGUUUGCCUUUUUGGCACUCUUCAUGAUGGAAAUGUGGAUCAAGGUAUACGCCCUUGGUCCUCGGAUCUACUUUGAAUCAUCGUUUAAUCGCUUCGACUGUGUCGUGAUCAGCGGUUCGAUAUUUGAAGUGAUCUGGUCCGAGGUCAAGGGCGGUUCGUUUGGGCUGUCGGUGCUGCGAGCUUUGCGUCUGCUGCGGAUCUUCAAGGUGACAAAGUACUGGUCGUCGCUGCGCAAUCUGGUGAUAUCGCUCCUCAACUCGAUGAGAUCCAUCAUCUCACUGUUGUUCCUGCUCUUCUUGUUCAUCCUCAUAUUUGCAUUGCUCGGAAUGCAACUCUUUGGUGGUCAGUUCAACUUUCCAGAGGGUACACCAGCUACCAACUUCAACACCUUUCCCAUAGCACUUCUCACAGUCUUUCAAAUACUAACUGGGGAAGACUGGAAUGAGGUCAUGUAUCAAGGUAUUGAGUCGCAGGGUGGACACAAAAAGGGAAUGAUUUAUUCACUAUACUUUAUCGUUCUGGUGCUAUUUGGUAAUUACACUCUGCUGAAUGUGUUCUUGGCUAUCGCCGUCGAUAAUUUGGCCAAUGCCCAAGAAUUAACGGCAGCUGAAGAGGAGCAAGUGGAAGAGGAUAAAGAGAAGCAAUUGCAGGAGCUGGAAAAGGAAAUGGAGGCACUGCAGGUGUCAGAUGGUUCACCACCGCGAAUGGACAUGGGACCAUCUUCACCAACUCGUAAGAAUAAAAAGAAGGAAGAUGAGAAAAAAGAUGACGAAGAUGAUAUACCGGAUGGACCUAAACCAAUGCUACCAUAUUCUUCGAUGUUUAUUCUUUCGCCAACAAAUCCUAUUCGACGGGCGGCGCAUUGGGUGGUAAAUUUGCAUUACUUUGAUUUCUUCAUCAUGGUCGUUAUUUCAUUGUCAUCAAUUGCUCUGGCGGCGGAAGAUCCGGUUGAAGAGGAAUCGACACGAAAUAAAAUUCUAAAUCACUUCGAUUACGCCUUCACGGGCGUCUUCACGAUAGAGAUGUUACUAAAAGUUGUAGAUUUAGGUAUAAUACUGCAUCCGGGCAGCUAUUUAAGAGAAUUCUGGAAUAUUAUGGACGCCGUCGUUGUCAUUUGCGCUGCUGUCAGUUUUGGUUUCGAUAUGAUAGGAAGCAGCGCAGGUCAAAAUUUAUCAACGAUCAAAUCACUGAGAGUACUUCGAGUACUUCGUCCAUUGAAAACAAUCAAACGUGUUCCGAAGCUGAAAGCUGUUUUCGAUUGCGUCGUUAAUUCACUCAAGAACGUUAUAAAUAUUCUAAUUGUGUACAUAUUGUUUCAAUUCAUUUUUGCUGUAAUUGCUGUACAAUUGUUCAAUGGAAAGUUCUUCUUUUGUACGGAUGAAAGUAAACACACUGCCGAUGAGUGUCAGGGGUCAUAUUUUGUGUUUGACGGUGACGAGCAACUCCCACGACGGGAAGCUCGGAUAUGGUCAACACAGAGCUUUCACUACGACAACGUGGCGACAGCAAUGCUAACGCUUUUUGCUGUUCAAACUGGUGAAGGAUGGCCUCAGGUGCUUCAAAAUUCCAUGGCCGCCACCUACGAGGAUAAGGGUCCAAUACAAAAUUUCCGCAUUGAAAUGUCCAUUUUUUAUAUCGUGUACUUCGUAGUUUUUCCAUUCUUCUUCGUUAACAUUUUCGUGGCCUUGAUUAUCAUCACAUUCCAGGAGCAAGGCGAAGCUGAGCUGCAGGACGGCGAAAUAGAUAAGAAUCAGAAAUCGUGCAUCGACUUUACGAUAGGUGCUCGUCCACUUGAGCGAUAUAUGCCAAAUAAGAGAAAUAGUUUCAAAUAUAAAGUUUGGCGGAUAGUUGUAUCAACACCAUUUGAAUAUUUCAUCAUGAUGCUGAUUGUCUUCAAUACACUGUUACUCAUGAUGAAGUAUCAUCAGCAGAGCAAGAUGUACGAAAAGUCGCUGAAGUAUCUCAACAUGGGAUUCACAGGGAUGUUCAGUGUUGAGACUGUUCUCAAAAUCAUUGGAUUUGGUGUAAAGAAUUUUUUCAAGGAUCCAUGGAAUAUUUUCGACUUUAUAACUGUGAUCGGGAGUAUAAUUGAUGCCCUCGUUUUGGAAAUAGGACAAGAGAAUUCUUUCAACGUUGGAUUUUUACGACUUUUCCGUGCUGCACGAUUGAUAAAACUUUUGAGACAAGGGUACACGAUACGAAUACUUCUCUGGACAUUCGUACAAUCCUUUAAGGCUUUGCCGUACGUUUGCUUGCUCAUCGCGAUGCUAUUCUUUAUUUAUGCCAUUAUCGGAAUGCAGGUGUUUGGAAAUAUUGCACUAGACCCGGAAACUGCCAUAACAAGACACAACAACUUCCGUUCAUUCGUACAAGGAUUAAUGUUGCUAUUCAGAUGUGCCACAGGCGAGGCGUGGCCGAACAUAAUGUUAGCCUGUCUUAAAGGAAGACCAUGUGAUGAGCGAGCUGGGAAAGAACCUGAUGAAACAUGUGGGUCGUCUCUGGCUUAUGCAUACUUCGUGUCCUUCAUAUUUUUUUGUUCAUUCUUGAUGUUGAAUUUGUUCGUUGCCGUUAUCAUGGACAAUUUCGACUAUCUAACAAGAGAUUCAAGUAUUCUUGGUGCUCACCAUCUGGAUGAAUUUGUGCGCAUUUGGGCGGAAUAUGAUCCAAACGCAACAGGAAAAAUUCAUUACACGGAGAUGUACGAUAUGCUGAAAAACAUGGAUCCUCCUUUGGGAUUUGGCAACAAAUGUCCCAAUCGCCUCGCCUACAAAAAAUUAAUACGAAUGAAUAUGCCACUCGAUGUAGAAGGGAAAGUAAACUUCACCACGACCCUAUUUGCACUCAUACGGGAAAACUUGAACAUCAAAAUGAGAUCUGCCGAAGAGAUGGACCAAGCAGAUGACGAACUUCGAGAGACGAUACGACACAUUUGGCCAUUGCAGGCGAAGAAAAUCCUAGAUUUGUUGAUACCGCAAAAUGAUACGCUGAAUCAGGGGAAAUUGACUGUGGGUAAAAUAUACGCGGGUCUUCUUAUUCUGGAAUCGUGGAGAAAUACACGAUUCGGUCAAAUUGAUUCAGGACUUCCGGUACUUGAACUACAAGAUGUUGCAUCGAGGCAACCUUCUAUGGAAUCCCUUACUGGUGAUGGUCAUCUUCAUCCUGGACAUCCAUACAACGGUCACAGAAGAUCACCCAGUUUACGUGGGGGAUCACCGUUGAUACGGACUCCGAGUCCAAGAAGAAGAGGUCAUCACCUCCACCACGACAUUGGAUUCUCGGAUACAGUGUCUAAUGUCGUGGAAAUUGUUAAGGGUGAACGAAGUAGAAGGCCUUACGGGCCUGGAUCUCGAUUUACUCGAGGUUCAUGGUCAGCGUCGACGAGUCCCGCUCGAUCUCCGUCACCAGCCCGAUAUGGUCCCCACGGGGAUGCUGCCCAUCAUCGGAGUCGCCGCAACCAUCUUCAGUAUCCCACGUAUGGGACAACAAGUCUAUGUCAGAGGUCACGUUCACCGAGUCCCGCUCGACUGAAGGAGAUGCGUGACCGAUAUAGACUUUUGGACGAUGAAAUGGGAGGAACACAUCAUGUUCAACUUAGUUAUCCAGUUCUUGUGCCUGGACGUCGUCGGUUACCUCCUACACCGUGUAAACCAUCGACUUUGCAACUGAAGCCAACUAAUAUAAAUUUCCCCAAAUUAAAUGCUAGCCCUACACAUACUCACCAUUCGACACCUCAUAGUGUUCAUUCGCUGCCACAUUCUAGGGAUUUUCUCCGCGAUCAGCGUGAUUUUUACUAUGCGAGUCGCGAACGCGAUCGAAUGAGAGAUCGUGGUCGUGAUUACGAUUUAAGGUAUGAGUAUCGAGACAAGGAGCGUGAGAGGUAUGAGUUGGAACGGGAGCGGGAACGAGAACGUGAGAGGGAAAUCGAGAGAGAAAGGGAAAGAUUGGAGUAUCACGCUCCGUUGUCAUUCGAACAAGCCUUAGCGAUGGGCAGAACUGGCAGAGUACUUCCAUCACCCGUCCUCAAUGGCUACAAGCCAAAAGGUGGCCUCCAUUCGCGCCACUCCGACUCCGACGAAGAGGACUGGUGCUAGCAAAGGCUGAUAAGGCACAGCAACAGUAGGGAACAAAUAUGGGUCUAGCGGUGCGUAUCGUCGCCGUAAUACCGUGUUAAAAUCAUCUUUAAUAUGUAAGGACAGCAACUACAAAAAAAAACUCACAUAUUUUUCCAAGAAAAGCAACAAAAAAAUAACAAACUCGGUGAAAAAAAGUUGACACAAACACAUGCCGUUUUCUUUAAAUGAAAUGAAACGUUAAGAAUCAAUGAUAGACAUUCAUCCUCAUAACGUCAUCGUGUACUCUUAAAUUGGCGUCUUUAUCGGUAGUGCAUCGAAUUUUUGUGAGGAACUUCGUAUGCAAUUGACGCAUUUCAUCAUCCAGUUAUUUUUUUCAACAAUAUAUUGGAACUUGGUUAUCUUCAAAAUCGCAUCUCGCCCGGACAUCUAUCUCUCAAAACUUACUAACAUGAAUAGCGAUUGAAAGGACGAUUAAAAGAAAAAAAAACCUUGAUAAAUACUUACCAGAGUUAUUGUAAAAAAAAUAGGGAAUCGUAUGUAUAUACAUAUCGAUAGGCAAUUUAUUUUGAUCUCUGUUGAGUAAGACAUAAUGAGAAUUAAAGAUUUAUCUUAUAGUUUAACAGACGCAAAAUAACAAACAAUUGUGGACAAUUUAAGCUUGUAGAAGGAGGUUUGAGAGUUUUAAAAUGACCAUGCUACACAUUAAUGAUUAUUUCCAAGAAAUAAUCUAACAUUUUAUCGCUUUUAUUUUUUUCUAUUUUUUGCGCCUUUCAGAAGCAUAUAAUUUAGGAAAAAAAAGUCAUCCACUUCAUUCAACAAUCUUGAAGCGAAAUACAAGGUUUUCGAUUUAGCCAAAACAAAUAUACAAAAAAAAGGAGUUUAGACAUUUUACGAACGUUAGAAGGAUUGAUUAACUAAAAUUUCAAGUUCCCCGUAUGAAGAGAUUCUUGUAAUAAGGCAUUUUUCCAAACCUAUAAAAAUUCAGUGUCUGUUACUUUAGCAAUAUAUACACAGUUCACUUAGUAAUUUUUUGUGCGCAAAAUCGUAAAAACAAAUCACUUGCCCCACAUUCGUCGCAAAAUCAACUUCCUAUCGACACCUGGCAAAGAUCCGUCCCUUAGUUUCCAACAACAAAAAAAGAAUAAGACGCAUUUCAUCUGUUCGCUAGGUUAUAUGACUACCAGGAGUAGUUCGAUCGGUCUCCAAGUAUUUCUUCAGGAAGUAUGAGAAAAAAUAGUGAGGGUAAGAUAAAUUUAAACAAAAAAAUAACACAGAAAAUGCAAAAAUUGUAAUUUUUAAUACUGCCAGCAGUCGAUUUAUCACAAAAUUCAUAUAUAUCUAUCCCUCUUGAGAGUUAUAAGUUUUCACAAUUUUUCAACCUUUGCAGUCUUCGAUAAUUUUUAUCAUGAUUCAUCUUCAAUUGAGUCGAAAAUCUUAUCCCACUGCCACUUAAUUGAUAAAUUCUCAAAAGUUGGUUCUUCAUUGCGUAAUUAUGAAUAAUUACAAUAUUUUUUUCUAUUAAUUUGCAUUUUUUGGAACACAGUAACUAUAAGUUUUUUUUAAUUUUUAUUUUACAAAAUUCCCAAAAUAGAGAAAUUAAAGGCUAAAAUACAUUAACCGUUAAAAAUUGAAAAGUAUUCUGAUUAAUAAAAUUUGUCUAAUAAUAAUAUUAAGACGAAAAAAGGAAAAUCAGCAUAAAAAAAACAAAAUGUCGCGAAUAUUGUAAGUAAAACACACAAAAACCUGGGAUUUUUACCAUAAAAAAUUAAUUCUGAAUUGCUUUUCGAACAUAGAAUUUUCUUUUUUCGAAACGAUCAUAAAUGCCGCAAUAAAAAGAAAAACCUCUUGAAUUGUCUCUGAUUAGGGUGAUAAAAUUUGUUAGUUGAUCCAUUAAGGAUCUCAGACGUAGAAGACAAUUCUUACGUUUUUAUUAUUAAAAACAAAAUACAUAAAAAAUAUUUUCGGUUGUUAUUAUAUUUUUUUUUUCAUUUUCAAGCUUAAAAAAUAUUUUCUAGACUCAGAUAAAUCCGAAAAAGUUAAAUUAACAUUCCGGAAAUGUUAAUUUUACCCUGCAGUAUUGAUCUGAAAUCGGUGUAAAUAUUAUGCUUUUUAGGUGUAUUAGGGGUUAAGUUACCCUUUUUCAUAUUAUUUUUACCCUUAAAAAGGUGUAAAAUUAACAUUAAAAAUGUUGAUAUAUUUUUACACCUAAAAAGUAUUAAAUCUAUGAGGAAAAAAAAUUAAUCGCACCCCCGUUUUUUUUUUUCUUAGUGUACUUCUUUUAUAGAACUCUACUACAUAGGGCACAAGAUGGGGUAAUUCAGAAUCAUGUCUACUUUGAAAUUUAAGAUUUUCUUACUGUUUUAGAUGAUCAAAGAAAAAAGGAAAAACACGAAAAAGUACAAGAUUUCAUAUUCGAAAGUGUUUCUUUGUCGUUUUUCUUUUUUUUUCUUUUGCGAUCUAAAAUUGUUAAGAAGUCUCAAAAUUCCAAAUUAGACAUGGUUCCAAAUUACCCCAUUUUAUCCUAAGAUCGGCUUUAGACCUAAGGUCGGGGGAUCUAAGGGCGGAACUGGGCUACCGCAUGAACUCGAAAUUCAAAAUAGCAACCAAUUAUAUUUCUUUUCCAAAAUUUAAUAGAUAAUUUGCCCAUGUUGUCCAAUGUUAAGUGAUAAUUUUCCUAAAAAAUCUUGAUUGAUAAAAAUUAGAGAAGUUAAGCCAUAUGGCUAAGCCUUAGGUCUGAAGCCCGUAUAACAUUAACACUAAAUCUACCAAGACCCGGUCAAAUUGACCGGUUUAAAAUUAACACAUUUCUAAACGGUUACAAAUUCGCUAUCAAACUCUAUGAUUUUUUAAAAUAUGCAUAUAUAUAAUAUAUUUUUCACGGCAUUAAAUUUUAAUUUUUUGCUCUUUUCCAAGACAAAUUUGUUGAGUAUCCUACCCUACCAUGGUUUGUCAUUUCACCGAAAAACGCCCAAAAACGGUCGGUAGGUCUAGUGUUAAUAAGUUUUUUGAAAAAUCUUUUUAAUGUUUUCAAUCACGAAAUUAGCAAGUUAUAUAAAUCAAUAAAUAGAAGAGACAUGAUCAGUUUAAACAUAAAGCCGAUUUAAUUGUUUUUUUUUUUAAGUUUAUUUUUUAGUAAUGACUCUAGAUUGAAUGCUAUGUGGUUUUUACGGUUAAUGUAUUUGAAUCUUAAUUUCAAAAGAAUUUCAGUGUGAGGCGUAUUUCUAUUCAAAACCAAAUAAAAUUACAAUUAAAUAAUAAAAUUUCAAAAUUUAAAACGCAAACGAAUUUCAAAAUUUUAAAAUUCUAUGUUGUUUUAUUUAAAUACUUCAGUUUUACUUCUACAAAAACAGUCCACAGUUUUCAAUUUAAAAUCGGUUAAAAAAGUCAAAAUAUAAGAAGUAAUUCUUUAACAAAACAAGCAAAACCAAAGAUAAAAAAGUCGUACUCGUCGUAAAUGUAUUUAUUUAUUUUCUUUUUCUAUUUCAAAAGUAAAAGAGCAGAAACGUUAAGAGGAUAACAAACAAAAUUUUAUUAUAAACUUAACGAUGGUGGUGGAAAAAAAUAUUAAAAGAAAUGACUUCACAUUUAGCGAAAAUGUACAUAAAAUACAGUUUUCUGUGAUAUAAAAAAAGAUAUAUUAUUAAAAUAAAACAAGAAGAAAAGAGUAAUUUAAAGUCUAUAAACAAAUUUUAAAAGAAAUGAAAUGCAUUCGCGUUAUUAAAAAUAUAAACGUAAAUGAAAAGAUCUAUUAACUGAAUUGAUUUCAGAUGGAAAAGAAAAGAUUAAUGGAAUGUAAUUCAUUUAACGUUACUUACUCAUUGCCAUUUUCCCAUUUCACAAUAUUUAGUAAGAUUGAUGAGAAGUUAUUUAAAAAGAUGAGAGAUAUAGCAUUGUAAAUUGAAUAAGGAAAUGAAACGAGAAAAGAGUUUAACUUGAGAAGGAAAACGUACUGCAAACAUUUAAGAAAAAUUCUUAUAAAUACAUUAAAAAAAAACAUUUUAUUAUGAUAUAGUUUGAUGAUUGCGCGUAAAUGUUUAAUAAAGAAAAACACUGUAUUGUAAUAUAUUUCUAAAAAAAAAGAGAAAGUGAUGGUGAAUCGUGAAAAGAUAUAGAAUUUGACAAUUUAUUCGUAUAAACCAAAAACAUAAAUUGAUAAAAUCAUUUGCAUUUCUACUGAAGCUGCUUAGAAAGAGGUGAAAAAAGGGAAUGGAUAUUCUUUUGGUGUAAGAAAGGAUAAUAGAGAAUGGGAGAAAAGGAUGAGAAUCUAUUGACAUUAUAGAUGUACUCGUAAAAUGCAUAUUAUUAGAUAAAAUAUCGAUACAUAUUGUGAAUGUAAUGUCUCUUUGAAAACAAAUCCAUAUAGAACUUUAUAUUGAAUUCGUUGGAUGCUUUUAUGUUGCUCCCAUACAGAAGCAUCAUAUAUAUUCCACUCUUUUUUUUUCAAGUUCCAGCAAUAACAAAAAUAGAAAGAUGAAUGAAUAUUAAAAUUGAUGGUUUUUUUACAAUUCUUUUCAAUAUUCAAUGGAACGAUGUGGUGUCGAUAAUAGAGAAAACGAAGAAGUGAACGGGUUUAAAACGGUUAGAGAUAUGUAUCCACGGAUUUUUCAUGUAAAAACCUCAUAGAAACUUGCAGAGAAGUCAUUGUCCAUACAUAAAACAUAAUUAAACCAAAAAGAAAUAAAUGUUGACUACUCGUAAUUUAUGUAAUCUCAUAUUUUUUCGUACUUUGUCUUAAGUAUUUUUGCGGAAUAUAAGAUAGAAAAAAAAGAAGAAAAUUAGUGAAAAGAGAUAAUUUUGUAUCCUUUUAGUAAAAAGAAAAACCAAGUGAAAAACUUUUUUAAAAUACAUUGAAAUAGUGUCAACAGUAAAUUUUUGAUAUGAAUUCACCAUAUCGUCGGACUCAAUACCACGAGCAAAUUUUUUUAGAAGCCAUUACAAUUUUUGGACCAGAUGAAACACUAAUCACCGAGAAAAAAAUCCUCAAAUAUUAUUUAACACAGUUUUACUCAAAAUGGUGAAUAAUUGUUGAUACAAUUUUAAAGAGUAAUAUUUGUUUUAAAAUAAAAUGAAAGAUAGAAUAGAACAUUACACAUUAAAAGUAUGAUUUAUAGGGCAAUUUCGUCGUUUACCAUAUUAUGUAAUCAAAUAUUCAUUCUCAUAAAGUAUUUUAAUCUCAACGUAAAGUCUGAUUGGAUGAAGUUUUAAAUGUUUCGAAUAUUUUCAAUGAUUUUCCAAGCAGAUAAUGCGAUGAUACUAAAAUAUUUUAUAGGGAUUAAUACUUCAGAGAAAUUAUUUGAACAUUUUUAGCUGAGAUUCUUUUUUUUAUUGUGUUUAAAGGAUAUUUUCUAAAUUCUAAGAACGGCUUAUGUCUAAAGGAGAAAACAUCCUUUCUGUAAACUUCUAAUAAACAGCGUUGCACAUCUUUAUAAAGAAAAAAACAAUGUAAAUAAAGACAUAUAACAUUUUGUCGGUAUAUUAUUCAUUUUGCUCAGUAGUACAGUAAAAAAACGAAUUCAAUAAAAAAGUAAAGGAAUUUUGUGAAACACGCAAAAAUUAAAAAAAAUUAAAAUCAAGUUAAAUAUUUUUUGAAAUGUUUUUCUUACUUAUCGCUAUAUAAAAUGAACGAGACUAAAAGAUUAAAAACAUGCAAUAUGCAAUUAAAUAUUGGAUUUCCUGAAAUACUUUGAUCUCAACUGGUACUGUGAUUGGCUGGGGCUUGAGAGCUUUUAAAGCUCCAUCCAGUCAUAGAAAAGAAUGAGACCAAAAUUUUAGAACGAGAAAUGCAUUUCUUAAUAAUUUACAUUAUUUUUCUAAAUUUUUGUGUUUCAAUUUUGAGAUAUAUAUAUAAAGAGAUAAAUUUUUCAGUUUAAAUGCCAAAAAUUUGACCUAAAUAUUCUUGAGGACUAACGGUUUUAACACUAAACCUACCAAGGACUGGUCAAAUUGAUCGGUUUAAAAUUAACACAUAUUUAAACGGUUACAAAAUCUAUAUCAAACUUAAUGAUUUUUUUUUAAAUAUGCAUAUAAUAUAUUUUUCAGUGUUUAAAUUUUAAUUUUUUGCUCUUUUCCAAGACAAUUUUUUUUGAGUAUCCUACUCUACCGCGGUUUGUCACAUAACAGAAAAACGACCAAAAACGGUCGGUAGGUUUAGUGUUAAGGAUCUUUACGACCAGUUUUGAAAAUAUCAAAAAAAAAGGAUAUUUAUACUUCAGUGCAAUUGUUCUUAAGUUUGUUACUUUUCACCAUAAAAGGACAAGAAAAUUUUACAGCAAUUACCAUUUAAAGAUCGAUUAAACAUUAGCAGGUUAUAUAUUUAAGGACUUGAGAAGUAAACUCUUAAUUCUAAAAAAAAAUCUAAAUUGAAAUAUUUAGUGUUGAAAAUAAGUGAGUUUUUUUUUAAAUUAACAUACACUGAAAAAUAUAUUUUGUAAGAUUGUUCGUAAAUGUUUGUGAAUUUCCACUAAUUAUCGUAUCUUAUCUUACUGGGAAAUGACGAAAUAAGUUUCACACAAAUAAGUUUGUAAAAUUUUGCACUUUUUCACAAACAUUGUUCGUAACAUGAUCACUUGACAAGCAUUUUUAAUCCUUUAACAAACACUUAUUCGUACAUUUUUGUUCGUCGAACAAAACUUUACAAACCAAUGACAAAAUUUGACGAACAUUGUUUAGAGUAUUUACGAAAAUUUACGAACAAAUGUUUGUAAAUGAACCAAAACCAAAAAUGGUCGUUAAAUAAUCAUUUUACGAACAAUGUUUGUGAAAAGGUACAAACUUUUACAAAUUUAUGGGAAGUUUUACGAGCAUUUCGUAAGUGCCCAGUAGGAAUUCACAAAAAUAUUUUUUGUUUAGGGGGAAGUGCGGCACCUUUGAACUGGGGCAGCUUCGAAAUUGGGCUUUUUUUGCUAUUUUUAAAUUAAACUUGACCUUAUUAUAAUACUAUAAUUUAGUUCCACAAACCAAUUCAAAAGCAAAAUUACAUCAUAAGGCUCAAGUCCAUUUAAAAAUAGAAGAAAAAAAACCCAAUUUCAAAGCUGCCCCAAUUCAAAGGUGCCCCAUCUCCCUCUAUUAAAAGCCAAAUUUUAUUUUUAAUAUUUGAAAAUUUAAAAUCUCAGAAAUAAACGUUAAAUUAUUUGAAGAAUUAUUUUUAUACAAAAUAAUAGUUAAUAUAGGGGGAAGUGGGGCACCUUUAAAAGUGGGGUACCUUUGAAAUUAGGAUUUUUCUCCUAUAUUUAAGUAUAACUGAGCUAUGUCGUAAUGUAAUUUAGCUUCUCAAUCUGUUUGUGCAGCUAAAUUAUAUCACGAUAAGGUUCAAUUUUAUUUAAAAAUAGCCGAAAAAUCGCAAAUUCAAAGGUACCCCACUUUCAAAGGUGCCCCACUUCCCUCUAACUUUUUGAAUCUUAAUUGAGUAAUGAUUAAAUUAAACUUUUUACUGUUCAAACUGAAUAAAAUACUGAACAAAAUGUCGCAGCCGAAAAUUUUUCAGUUUACCAUUGAAUGACAUGAAAAAUAUAAUCAAAUUCAUAAAUUUGUAAAAUAGUGUCGAAAUAUCUACCACCUGUAAUCUCAGUCGAUGUGCAUCAUAUAGAUUCGAAAACGUACAUUUUGCUAUAUCACUCAACCUGACGAAAUUUGAAGAAUAUCUGGCAUAUUAGACGAUGUGCACGAGACUUUUUCUUUUUAUUAAAUCGCUAGUUUAUGGAUUGAUGCUAAAUACAGAAUCCACUGUUUUUUCCGAAAAAGUUGAAGUUGCUAGAAUUUUCUUUAACAUUUUUAUACUGAAUUCUCUCUCAUUGCUGUUGUGUUGAAGAGGAAUAUGUUACGUAUUUAUCUAGAAAAAACCAACGUGCGCAUUGUCUCAUGUUUUUCAAUAAACGAUAAUUUUUUGUUAAAGUUAAAAAUUAAACUUUUCCUUAAAAUUUUUUAAAAAAAUUUUGAUACAAAAUUUAUAAUUUUUCAAAAGAAAUGGUUAUUAAUAGUGAAUUCGUUAAAAUUUCUCUUUUUAAACUUUUUAGAUUGUUUUUAACAGAGAGUGACUAAUCCAGUGUGUCCAACCGAUAGAAUAGUGAAAAAAUAUAUAUUCCUAGAGAAAUUUAUCCAUGAAAAUACUGUAUAUUGAAAAUUUUAUUCAUUGACUCAUCGUGUAAAAAAAAACAAACACGUCACUUUUUCAUCGAAUAUUUUAGAAAAAAAACUUACAGAAAAAAGAGAAAAAAAUCCAAAUCCAUAUCCAACACAAUAUUGAGAAUGGAAAAAAAAUCAAGUAACGUACUAUUAGACUUUUUAUAAGAAGAAAUUGAAAUAAAAAAAAUAUAAACCAGGAUAUACUUUUGAAAGAAAAGAAACUACCUACCUAAGAACCGAGAUGAAACAAGUAAUACAAAAUAUAUUGAUUCAUUCAUUACAUUAAAUACUUUUUAAAAAUAUAUUAAACAUUUAAUCAAAUUUACAUUAUGAUAUAAAAAGAAGAAAAAAAAACAGAUAAAAAUCUUAUUAAUUUUCCCUAUUGUCAGAUAUAUAUUUACGAUAAUGAUAUAAUGAGAAUGGUCACAUUUUUGAAAAAUUCAACCUUAACAAACUAAAAUUGUUGACUAAUCAGAAGAAAAAAAAUCGUAGUGAAAAUGUAUUACAUCAGAGAAGAUAUGUUUUAUAAAACAAUAUUGUAAAGGAAAACAUUUUACCUGUAUUGAUUAAUAAAAUUGUAACCACUGAACCACCUACAUACAUUAUAUAAAAAGAACCUACCUAUAUUUUCUUUUGUUACUAUUAUAACAUUGAAUGCUAAAAUGUAUAACAAAGUUUAUUACUGGUUGAAUUCUUCAAAUAUUUAAAAAGAAAGAAUGAAAUGGAAAUGAAAUAUUAAGUAAAUAUACCAAAUAUUGGAAAGUGUUAGUUUUCCAAUGAAAAAAAAAGAAAUAUUAUAAAUAUACAUACAUUGCAUAAUUAUAGCUAAAUCUAUAAAUCUUAUAUGUAAAAAAAAAGUGACAGAAACUGAAUUAUUUAUUAUUGAAAUGAAACAAGAAAAGAAAAGUAAUAGAAUGCACUGUAUACCGGAUAUUUGUUAAAUCGCAUUAUUGAGAAAGAUUGGAAAGAAAAAAGAAAAAUGAAAAUUCUUAGAUAAAGUAUGAAAAAGAAAUUUAUUAUCAUGUCAUCGCUUUCGAAGCCCGUUUUUUAAAGAAAAUAAAGUAUAUGAAAAAAUUAGA